GUCAGGAUCAAAUAGAGGACGACGGAGCCGAGCGCUCACAGGCAGCGAGGACUCCAUCAUCGGCGCUGCGCCUGAACUUAAAGACGUAUUUAACACAGUGUUUCAUCCGUGAUUAAAACACCGAGCUGAGGGGAGCCAACAUGCGGUUGCUGUGGGUGUUUGGUGCCAUUUUAUUUUAUUUUCACCAAGCCUUUCCGAAGACAGGGGCUGUGAUUUUGCUUGAGCCAAAUGAGGUCAUCAACAAGACAGCUGCUACACUCAGCUGCAACCUCACCAACCCAGUGUCUCCUGUCAAGGGCUUUUACUGGACCAGAAAUGGCAAGAAAAUCGAGGGAACCCAAAGUGAACACGGACUCCUCUACACAGAGUACACCAUUAAUAAGAUUGAUUACCACUCUGCAGGAAAAUAUUCCUGCAUCUUCUUGACUGACCCUGUAGCGGAGGAGAGCAUCGAAGUCAAGAUUCCUCCCCAUGUUGUGCCCUACAAGCACUCUGAGAACAGUAAUGAGAAGGAUAAGGCUGUGCUGGUGUGUGUGGCUCAUAGCUACCCCUUGAUUGUUGACUGGAAAUGGUACAAGCUCAGUGAAGAUUCUGAGGACAAGAAGCCCCUCAAUAGCUCUGGGAAAUAUAUGAUCAAGAGCACUCCUAGCAAUUCAACGCUGUCCAUCGAUGACCUUGACAUGGAAGAGGACAUGGGCAACUAUGAGUGCUUUGGGGAGAAUGAGCUAGGCUUUAAAUCUGCCGUGAUUCACUUGCGUGUGCGCAGCCGCUUGGCUGCCCUUUGGCCCUUCCUUGGUAUCGUGGCUGAGGUCAUCAUCCUUGUCACCAUUAUCUUCAUCUACGAGAAAAGGAGAAAGCCCGAUGAGAUUAAUGACGAUGAUGACUCAGGAUCUGCCCCACUAAAGAGCAAUGCCGCUACAAACCACAAAGACAAGAACGUGCGACAAAGGAACUCUAAUUGAGAGGAGAGCGGGUAACCUAAAGACUACUAAUCAAGAUACAAGAAAAGAAUUAAGUUUCUGAGAAGCACAUUAUCUAGUGCACCCUGCAAUUUCUGAAUAAUUGUUUUGCUUGAGUGUAAAUGUCUUGAUGUUGAUUGGUCUCCUUUUUCCUUUUCCCAGUAUUCCUCUCUGUAUUUUUAAAAAUGGGUUUAAGGGAGGGAGGGGGGAGAAAUUGCAUGAUUGUAUUCUUGCUGUAGAAGUGUGUUUUUAGUGAAACCCUUUUAAUGUGGGAAUUAACAAUUGGUGAUUUCUUUCAUGUUGGCUUCCUCCACUGUUUGUUAAUUCUAGCCUGGGUAACAAACUGUUCGCAAUGCGAUCGUCCUACCAGCGUCAUCUAGAACGAAUUAAAUUACAACCCACCCAUGUUUGUCAGCUGUCAUGGCCAGGUUUCCGAUCAAUCAGGAGGCUGAUCUCUCCCUUUGGAUUAGGGAGAAAUGUGGUCAUUUUGUCCAGGUUUCUUUUUACUUCUUUCUAACAUGCCAGCCAGUCAUUUGAACAAUGAUCAUUAACAAUUUGGUACCCAGGCUAUUGUAAUUUUGCAUUUUUUUUUCUAAAAUAUUCAAAAGCCUCUGUGACGUAUUCACUGUUUGGCAGCAUGGGAUUUGCAGAAGUUCAGAUAUUCUUGAUGUCUAACUGCAGCGAAGCGGCGCUUUUAUGUGUUUUGGGAUUUAAUUUUGUUGGGGUUUUUUUUUGUUUUUUUUUUUAGUAGUCAAGACUCCUAAUGUCAUUAGUUCACUUGGCAAUUUUUUUUCCUGUAAGCCUUAAUGUUAAUCUACUUCACUGUAUAUGCUUACUUUGUAGUUGUAGAAAUAAAGUUAAUUACGAACUACUAAUUCAGCGCGCACACACACACACACACACACCCGCGCACACACACUACCACGUCAUUUUUGCAGCGUAUUGCACUGUUAAAAUUAAGACAACCUCUUCUGUUUGCUUAAUGUUUUUGGCUGUAUUUCUGGACACAGACCAGCUUAAGUCUUAGUCUUAAGACUAGGCUUAGGCCGGAGAGUUACCCUUUGAGAUUGUUCUGUUGAAAGGCUUUAAAAUACUGGCUCUGUAGUUUCCAAAAGCAGCAGUAAAACCCGAUUAUGAGGACCAAGUACGAAGUACGUGCCAUUUGCCACUCAGUUAUGAAAUCUAAUUUACCUUUCCAGUACUAAAACAGAGGACCUUCAAACUUUUUAUGUAACUUUCGAUUACUAAGUAAAGGUGACAUUUAGUGGAGGUUUUUGUUUUGCAUAUUAAUACUCUUGUAAACAAUUCAGAAGCCAUACUUUACACAGAGUUGUUUAGUAUUGUGACUGAAUGUGUGCCAUUUCUUUGUUAGGAGGCAUGUUGACUAUUAACUUGUUAGAACUGUAUAAAUUAUUUUGCCUUAGCAACAUAGGAAAUCUGAAACACUGUCAACUGUAUGGACUUGCACAAUCUGAAUAAAGUUAUUUGGUUUGAUUUUAACAUCAA
Messenger RNA from Colossoma macropomum (tambaqui), 2465 nucleotides. RefSeq names its product basigin (gene bsg). NCBI's taxonomy places the organism in Eukaryota, Metazoa, Chordata, Actinopteri, Characiformes, Serrasalmidae. The record is from RefSeq and is a predicted model, not a curated record. Gene Ontology annotation, cellular component: cell-cell junction. The coding region runs from base 141 to 962 and encodes 273 amino acids. The transcript has 8 exons. Gene Ontology annotation, molecular function: cell adhesion molecule binding. Gene Ontology annotation, biological process: cell-cell adhesion.